Medicago truncatula (barrel medic) is the source of this 558-nucleotide messenger RNA. RefSeq lists its product as uncharacterized. Gene Ontology annotation, biological process: shoot system development; root development. Bases 1 to 558 code for a protein of 185 amino acids. Lineage: Eukaryota; Viridiplantae; Streptophyta; Magnoliopsida; Fabales; Fabaceae. The record is from RefSeq and is a predicted model, not a curated record. The transcript has a single exon.
AUGAUAACAGACACCAUGUUACAAAUUAAAGAAAAUGUUCAAUCACUUCACUCUUCUAUUAGAAGGAGAAAAGGAGAAUCAAGCAUUGAAAAAUGUGUAGCAGAAUAUAAAUUAUUCACAAAGAAGAUGAAGAAGAAUGUCACAAAGUUGAUCUCAUCUUUAAAACAUAUGGAAACUAAAUUUGGAGCUUCCUCACUUUUGAAUAAAGAUCAAGACCUUGUUGCAGUGAUUACAGUUCUUAGAGAGGUCAUUGCAAUGAACAUGUCUAUCUUUCAAUCCAUUUUGUGUUUCUUGGUUGGGGCUGCAUCAAAGUCAAAGGCAACCAAAUGGUUGAAAGUAGCAAAGUUGAUGCAUAAGAGGGGAACAUGUGAAGAGAACAUGGAGAAUUUCAAUGAAUUGGAGUGUGUGGAAGCAUCUUUAAGUGAAGGUUCUAAUGUUGCACAUGAAAGAUUUGAGGCUUUGGAGAAUGCAGUUGAAAGUAUAGAAAAUGGUUUAGAAAAUAUAUUUAGGCGUUUGGUUAAAACUAGAGUCUGUCUUUUGAACAUCAUGACUCAGUAG